Scaptodrosophila lebanonensis is the source of this 2320-nucleotide messenger RNA. RefSeq names its product annexin B11. Gene Ontology annotation, molecular function: calcium ion binding; calcium-dependent phospholipid binding. Lineage: Eukaryota; Metazoa; Arthropoda; Insecta; Diptera; Drosophilidae. The transcript is spliced from 9 exons. The record is from RefSeq and is a predicted model, not a curated record. The coding region runs from base 183 to 1727 and encodes 514 amino acids. Gene Ontology annotation, cellular component: cytoplasm.
GCCAAGUCGUAGGCCUACAGUUCAAUACACACCUUUGAAGUUGCGCAAACGUUCACACACACACACGCUCGCGUCGUACGAUCUUACGCUUAUACGCAAAUAUAAACAGGCAUACAUAUUAUAGAAUCUCAUACAAGAAACAUCGAAUCGCUUUGCGGCUUACAAAUAAAAAUAUCAACAAAAUGUAUCCAUACAGCUCCGGAAUGCCAUAUCCUCCACAACCUCCUACUAACGAGCAGCAAAGUGUGCCUUUUGGAGCUGGUUGGGUUGCACCGAUGCAGCAAAACGUCCCUCAACAUCAUUAUAAUCAUCAUUCACAGCCCCCAUCAUUAUCAUCACAAUCAACACCAACAAUGAACUAUCAGCAAUUGCCAAAUCAACAUGGUGCCAUGCCUUUUGGCAGCAGUGGUUCCUAUGGUGGUCCACCUUAUCCCGCCUCUCAAUCCAUUUCGCCCCCGUAUCCUACUAACGCCUCCCACCAUCCUCAUAUGGGACCAAGUGCUGGUCCUCCAUAUCCUGCCCAACAUCAUCAACAGCAGGGUGUGGGCUUUAAUGCAGGUCAUGCAGCCCCACAAUACCAUAACCCCCAUUACGGGCACCCGGCAUCGCACGCCCCCUAUUCGGCUAACCAUGGAUAUACACCAGUCAUGACAUCGGGUGGAUAUGAAUCACCCGCCGGCAAUAUGGCACAUUGUUUCGAAGAACUGUCUCAUCGCCAGGGGCAUGACGUGCAUCGGUCAUCCAAUCAGUAUCUGCAAGCACCCAAAGAGGGAACUCCCACCGUGUUUCCUGCUCAAGGAUUUGAUCCUGUCAAAGAUGCCCACGACUUACGUAAAGCCAUGAAGGGUUUCGGCACAGAUGAAAACGCACUAAUUAACAUUAUAUGCCGUCGAACUAAUAGUCAGCGUCAGGAAAUACAACGUCAAUACAAAACUCACUUUGGAAAAGAUCUAAUUGAGGACAUCAAGUCGGAAACAAGCGGCAAUUUCGAGAAGCUCCUCGUGGGACUCCUACGUCCCAUCGUUGAUUUCUAUUGUGCUGAACUGAAUGAUGCUAUGGCUGGCUUGGGCACAAAAGAGGAGGUUCUCAUUGAAAUUCUAUGCACACUAUCGAAUCAGGAAAUUCAUACAAUCAAACAUCAAUAUUUGCGAUUGUAUGGCGCACACUUGGAAUCAGAAUUAAAAUCGGAGACCUCAGGCAACUUCAAACGUUUGUUGGUUUCGCUUUGCACUGCCGCUCGAGAUGAAAGCGGUCAGAUAGAUCCCAAUCAAGCUCAAAUCGAUGCCAGAGAGCUGUUGAAAGCAGGCGAGCUGCGCGUUGGAACUGAUGAGAGCAUGUUCAAUAUGAUACUGUGUCAAAGGAACUAUCAGCAGCUGAAACUGAUAUUCCAAGAGUAUGAAAGGAUGACUGAACACUCCUUGGAGAAGGCCAUCAAGAAGGAGUUUUCGGGAGAUAUUAUGGAGGGUCUGAUAGCCAUCUAUAAGUGUGUCACAAAUAAAGCUGAAUAUUUUGCGUCGCGCUUGCACAAAAGCAUGGCUGGCAUUGGAACAAAUGACGGCCAACUUAUUCGUGUUAUCGUAACACGCUGUGAGAUCGACAUGGCGGAUAUUAAAGUGGCGUUUGAACGGUUGUAUGGCAAAUCAUUGAAGAGCUGGAUUAAGGGCGACACUUCUGGUCAUUAUAAACACGCUCUUUACGCUCUGGUUGGCGAAGAACGUUCGUCUUAAGCGUAUCCUAUAUAAUACCACCUUAAAAACAAACCACACUAUUCGAAUAUUGUUUAUCUCAUUAUUCUAAUAUUUAGUAAACAUACGGAUGUGCAUUAAACUGCAAAGCAGUCUGACCUACAAAUUUCUGGUUCAACUUAAUGUUUCAAUAUACCAAGUAAUACAUGGUAUUUUAUUUAAUAAGUAAAUACAAACUGUUUGGAGUUGUAUGAAAGACAAACGAAGCUCAGUGCAGAAAAACUAUCUUGUGCCUACCAACUAUUGAAGAAUCUAUGGCAAACAUAAAAAAAUGGUUUUAAAUAAUAUGUAUUGCAUUUUUUAUAUUUAUACAAAACACUUACACUUACAAAAAAUACUUUUUACAUCUAUUUGAAAUUGUCAAUUCGUUCAUUACUUUUAAAAACCAAGGCGUUUACAAGCUCUAAAAACACGCAUCUAACUUAAGUCACCCGUUAUUGGAAAAUAAAUUGGCAAUAUCGGGCGAUAUAGUUUUAAAGUCGGCUGCCAAAACUAUGGAACAAUUCAAAAGUAUACAUACGUAAUGUAAUUUAAAAUUGAAAAUACAAAUAUAUUACAUAUUUCUCAACUUUAAA